Ictalurus furcatus (blue catfish) is the source of this 3556-nucleotide messenger RNA. RefSeq names its product E3 ubiquitin-protein ligase MARCHF3-like. Lineage: Eukaryota; Metazoa; Chordata; Actinopteri; Siluriformes; Ictaluridae. Gene Ontology annotation, biological process: protein ubiquitination. The record is from RefSeq and is a predicted model, not a curated record. The coding region runs from base 340 to 1038 and encodes 232 amino acids. The transcript is spliced from 5 exons. Gene Ontology annotation, molecular function: ubiquitin-protein transferase activity; zinc ion binding.
CUUAACGCAACACAACAGAAAGAUCCCGCAGGCGUUCCACACGCGCGCGCUGUCUUUUUUUCCAAAGCGCUCUCAUUGGCUGCCGUGUUCGCUCUCGGACGAAUGUGAUUGGCUGUCAAGCUGUCAUGUGAACUGUAUUAGUGUCAGCACAGGCGCGUAGUGAACAGCUGAGCGCGAGCUGGAGCGCGGAACAGCCAAGUCCGCUUUACGUUACAGUUUCAGGACAAAACAACACUGUCAUCACUGGGGACAUAAACGCGCAUUGCAUUGAAUUACGUUCAGUUAUUACGCCAGAUGAGAAACACUCUAUAACCACACCGGCAUCAUCUGUCUGCUGCCAUGACGACGGGCUGCUGCAGCCACUUUCCUGAGGUGUUAAUGGACCAUUCAGAUACUACACCUCUCAGAGGCUCUACCGGACACGAGUCUGCUCCAAUGGAGAGCUCAGACUGCUGUGAACCCGCCCUUCCAGGAAAAGCUAUGGACUCUGAGACAAAUUCAACGAAUGAGGAGGCACAGUAUUGGAAACACAUGGCAGCAAAGGAUGGACAACUUAUGAACAGUGCAGUGUUAGCCAAACAGAGUGCUCUAGUGGAGAGACCCAUGUGUAGGAUCUGCCAUGAUGGAGGGGGACAGGAGGAGCUGCUGUCCCCGUGCGAGUGCACAGGGACACUGGGCACCAUUCACCGCAGCUGCUUGGAGCACUGGCUCUCAGCCUCCAGCACCAGCUUCUGUGAGCUCUGCCAUUUCCAGUUCAGUGUGCAGCGCAAGGCACGACCUCUCCUUGAGUGGCUCCGUAACCCCGGGCUGCGCCAGGAGAAGCGCACGCUGUUCGGAGACAUGGUGUGUUUCCUGCUGAUCACGCCAUUAGCCACCAUCUCAGGCUGGCUGUGUCUUCGGGGAGCUGUGGACCACCUUCACUUCUCCAGCAGACUGGAGGCUGUGGGUCUGAUCGCUCUCACUGUAGCGCUCUUCACCAUUUACCUCUUCUGGACCCUGGUGCCUCUGAACUUGGGUUUGAGAGCAGCUUUAAUAUAAGAACAUGUGGGUAAGCAGCAUCUACACCCAUGAGACCCAUUAUUCUGCACAGAAAAGGAGUGUUUAGCACUCAAGUGAUCGCUUGACUCUGAAAUGUGAUUUUUUUAAUUCCCACCUGACUUGUUGGUACUUGUCCUUGCAGACCUGCCAAUUUGUAGUCAGGCUUCACCAAGGAAAAGGCAACAUUACAGCAGAUUUGCUUUUUUUUACCCCCUUCCUUGAAAGGGAACAGGGAAAUGAGGUUUCCUAAGCUCAUGGAGUGAAUGCUCUGGCUAGAGGAUGCCAGUGGAUUCGUGUAAGCAUUCUACCAUGGGCCAAUUGCAUGGCAUCUGUUUGUUAUAUAAAAUUGGUAAGCUAUACUCAGCAAAAAAAAGAAAUGUCCCUUUUUCAGGAGACUGUAUUUUAAAGAUCAUUUUGUAAAAUCCAAAUAAGCUUUACAGAUCUUUAUUGGAAAGUGUUUUUAAUAAUGUUUUUCAUUGAUGUUCAUGUUCAGUGAACCAUAAACAAUUAUUGCACAUGCACCUGUGGAACAGUCCUUAAGACAGAAACAGUUUACAGGCGGUAGGCAAUUAAGGUCACAGUUACAAUAACUUAGGACACUAAAGAGACCUUUCUACUGACUCUGAAAAACACCAGAAGAAAGAUGUCUAAGGUUCCUUGCUCACCUGCGUGAACAUGCCAUAGACCUGCUGCAGGGAGGCAUGAGGACUACAGAUGUAUCCAGAGCAAUAAAUUGCAAUGUCUGUAAUGUAAGACGGUGCUACAGGAAAACAGAAAGGACAGCUGAUUGUCCUCGCAGUGGAAAAUUACAUGUAACCGUGUCCCCCCAGACGUGAUGGAGAACUUGCAGAUACCUUGGUGGAAGAGUGGAGUAACAUUUCACAGCAAGAACUGACAAAUCUGCUGCAGUCCAUGAGGAUGAGAUGCACUGUAGUACUUAAAGCAGCUGAUACUGACUGUUGCUUUUAAUAUUGACCCCCACUUUGUUCAGGGACUCAUUGUUCCAUUUCUGUUCAUCAAAGGUCUGUGAAACUUGUUCAGUUCAUGUCUCAGUUGUUGAAUGUUUUUAUGUUAAUACAAAUAUUUACACAUGUUAAGAAAUAUGCUGGAAAUAUAAACAGUUGAAUGUGAGAGGACGUUCCUUCUCUUUGUAUAUAUGCAGUCGUGAAAAGAACCAGAUUUGGAUUCCUAGCCAUAGGAUUUCAAAUCGCAAUCUACUGUAAUUGUAGUGCAUUUGUUUUGCUUUGUGUUCUAAUGGUGAAAAUCAAUUAUUUCAUUAAUAAAUAAUUCUUCAAUGGUUAUUUAAAAGGCCUAUUUGAUAAAUAAUGGUUUCUGCCUUCCUAAUAUAACCCUUUAUGAUAAGGAAAUGUUUUGUUGUAGGGUUCUACAUAGAACCUCUAUGGCUUAAUCCAGAGUGUUGGUUUGCUUACUAAAAGUCCCAGUAACAUUAGGAGUUUGCUUUACUUAGCAUUAUGUGCGGUAACAUAAGAGACUAAAAUCACCUUAGUUUUAUUUUUCAUGUUCUUACUCUGAGUUCCAAAUAACCUUUACUCACCAUGAUAUCUAAAAUCCAAAUAUAAUUGGACAACAACAUUUGUUUCUAGGUACUGUCAUUUUGCAGCUAUCAACAAAAAUAAAUUAGAAGAUUUAUUACAAGAAACUUCAACUCCCGGAUGUCACAGUUUGGAGGUGUCUUUCCUGCCCUCAUAUAUUCACUAAGCCUGCUACCGAACUGAGGAGUUAUAUUUGGUUUGUCUGAGCAUAGAAAUCAGUAAACUGUGCUCGGGGCUCCAGGACUGUUGGGGAUUUUUCUCUGGUUUAUAAUACACAGAAAUUUUGAGGUUAUGGUGUGGAAUGGGCUUGACAGGUUUGGUUUUUUUCAAAGGUUUGUUGAAAAGCCCUGUAUGUUUCUUCAGUUUUGAGUCUGAAUUUUCCACCUCUGGUCUCCCGCACAAGGAAAAAAGUUCAUAUUUUCCCACACAAAGGUUCUGCCAAUGUCCUUCUUCACUCCCCAGUCAAUCUUGUCACACCAUAUUUUUAGAUUGCAAUCAGAUGUUCGUGCAUAGUUGAAGAGCCCUUGAGGGAAAGUUCCUGUAUGUGUAGCUGCCAGCAAGUCCAAAUGUCUCUGAAAUUAGAUCUUGCUUACUACUGCUUACUGAUGGGCAAAUAAACAAAAGUUGCUGCAGCUGUUUACUUACUGACUGAUGGUUGCAGUGGCUGAUUGUUGGUUGCAUUAAAGGUUAUACAUACAAUAUGAAUGAUUAUAAUUUAUGUACAGAAUGAAGCACAAAGUGCCUCAUUAGACAUCUUUGGCCUUUGAUGCCUAAGCAGUGUGAUAGAUCUAACCUCUGUCCAUGCCCUUCCGUUACAGGUGUCUCUCAGGUACCACUGCCGUCUGUAUAAUGAAUGGCGUCAGACUAAUCAAAGGGUGGUGCUUCUGCUUCCCACGUCCUGCGGUGAUUCACUGGGAAAUCCGUCAGUGACAGGCCUGCUGAGCAUAAAACGACCGUCCAAAGAA